Pocillopora meandrina is the source of this 6024-nucleotide messenger RNA. The record is from the annotation of a GenBank genome assembly. NCBI's taxonomy places the organism in Eukaryota, Metazoa, Cnidaria, Anthozoa, Scleractinia, Pocilloporidae.
UCAUUUUCAAGAUGGCGAAUCCCUUUGUAGGAAGACAUCAACCAUUCGUUCCUCUCAAAUGAGUGAAAGAUAACACUAUGACAACCAACUUACUUUACGGGAAUUGCCGUAAAACAUGGCCCAAAGCUUGGUGCGCGUUUGCAAAUAUUUGUGGGGACAUAAGCUGCGCAAUUUGGUUUGUUGUUUUGGUGCCACAAAUAUGGAAGAACUGGAAGCGUCGAUCUGUGGAAGGACUUAGCAUUCUUUGGGCCACUGCGAACUUCACAGCAUCGCUGGCAAACGUUUUCUUCGCUUUUUCUGUUGCACUGCCUGUGUAUAUCAAAAUAUUAGCGGUAUAUAUGCCCAUUUUAGAGUUUUCCAUACUACUACAGUUUUGUUAUACUCUAAGCACACUAUGCAGAUGAAAUUAUCCUACGGCGCUUGUUGUUUUCUGAUCUGGAUUGCAGUGAUCAGUUUAGACCUUUCCGUUGCCGAUGCCGCGGAAAAAGUCCAGUGGUUGGCAAUUGUUCUUUGGUCUAUUGAGUCAUUUCCGCAGGUAGGCAGUUCAAUAUAAUUUAUUAAUUUGAUCCAAGACAAUACUGAUUUAAAUUAACCCACACGCGAACUGAUUCGUGAUAUGUUACUCUUCGUCCAUUAUGAAAAAUUUAGGCUUAGUUUCCCAAUCUCGUCAUCUUUUUUCGAUACCAGACUGUCCUUCACUCUUUCUUUGCUACACACUUUGAAUUUUAAAUAACACGUGGGGCCAGUCUGUGCAUCUGUGCAAUUUAACUCCCCAGGAGGCUCCUUUAGGGAGGGGGGGGGAGGGGUUUCCAGGGAGCAAUUCCUCUGUAGAGAAAAACAGGAAUGUACCUGUUCUUAAUUUAGCUCUAUAGGUCCUUCAUUCAUUUCAAAUGAGAGAUGGGAAAUGUGUUGAUUCACAAAAAGUAUCUUUCCAAAUCAAUGAUAGGGUAUGUUGCAUAAAUCAUAGUGACAUUCAGCCUCUGAUUGGUGGAUCUUUUACUGAAUGGCAUGGUAUUUCAAAAGAAACUUUAAUGCUGCAUUGGUGGGAGAGUAUAACAGGGUAAUUUUAAUAGUAUUAUCGACUGAGGUGAUAAUGUAAAUUGGCCUCCAUAAAGAGUUGAAAAGCUAAUGUUUCAAGGGUUAGCAACAUUCAGCCUCUCAUUGGAGGAUCUUUUACUGAAUGGCAUGGUAUUGACCUGUGGGGCACUUAAAAACCUACUGUGGAGUAAGGGGUGGAGGGGGGGGGGUAAGUUUCAAAAGAAACUUUAACGCUGCAUUGGUGGGAUAGUAUAACAAGGUAAUUUUAAUAGUAUUAUCAACUGAGGUGAUAAUGUAAAUUAGCCUCUGUAAGGAGUUGAAAAGCUAAUGUUUCAAGCAUUAGCUGUUUGCCAUUUGCUCUGAUGAAGUGGAGUAAACUUUUUGUAUUUGAUUCUGUGUAACUAAACAACUAACCUGUAUGUGUAUGUGUAUCAACUUCCUAUAUUGGAGUGUGACUGUGUAGAUAGCUUGCAAUACAGGUAUCUUAUCAGGGCAAGUUAAAGUUACAAGCUCACAAUCAUUUAUCUGACCCACCAAGUUUGAUUUGGAGUUAGAGUGGAUGGCAGGGGGAGGGGGCAUGGGAAAGGUAAUGAUAUUUAUCACCCCAUCCCUACCCUCUCCUUCAUUUUGACUGUCACUCAGCCCUUUGAUACAAAUUUGUUUGUCUUCCCAGCCUUCCACUGCUGUUAAAAUUAAAGAUGGUGGCUAUAAUUUUCACUAAAAAAUCUAAGGAAUAUAAUGGAUUACAUAUGUUUACAAAUGACAUUAGGAAAAAACCAGGAACAAGUGUUUGUUGGGUUGUGGUUACCUUGUGAGUACUAUAACCUUCAAUCAAUCAAUCAAUCAAUUUAUUUAACAUGGUCAGAAUGCUUAGCUAAAAGCUAGUUUACAGGUACGCCACGAAAUAAAAAGAGAAAAGUAUAUAAAUUUAAAUAAAUUAAGAUUAAGAACUAGCUAAUAUUAAAAUAUAAGAAUUUAACAAUGUAGUCACCAAGUAAAAUGUAUAAAAUGUAAUCAUUAAAAACAGUAAAUAUAAUCAAUGAUAGAUCCUCACCGCACUGGAGUCCCGUGAGAUCUAAUGUUUUUAAGUAAUUUUUAAAAGUAGUACAUGUUUGUAUCUUUCGAGACUCGUCCGGUAAAGCGUUCUAUAAUUUCGAUGCAGCAUAUCUCCAUGAUCUUAACCUGAAGGUUGUUGAUUUUACUUUUGGGAGGUCCAGUAUUGUGGUGCCCCUAAGGUUCUAAGUGGAGCACCUUACUGUUAUGAGAUCAUGUAAGCUUUUUGGACCUGCAUCACUGGCUAAUAUCUUAAAGACAGUGGACAAUAUUUUCGCUAAUCGCUGUUCACGAAGACUUGAGAGACCGAUACCCUUACAAAGAUCCUCAUAAGGCAAGGACUUGAACUCCCAGAAGUGAUUAACAUGCAAAUUAUCCCUCUGAUAUCCACACAUUAUCCAGCAAUCAAGGGAUGAGAAUACUCAAAAUUAUCAAGUAGGUAGAAUUUAUCUUGAACUUACACCAAAUUCUCAUAACUUAGUGACAAGAAAAAGUGUAGCAGCUAGAGGAGAGAAUUAACAAUCAGGACCCAGUUGUUCAUGAGGCAAAUAAUGCUAUCCAGUGGAUAACUGUAAGAAAAAAAACAUACUGUGCUAACAGUGCUAGUUGUUUGUCCAAAGACAAAAGUUGGUUACCUGUGGCACCUAUGCUCAGCUUGUAGUAAAGCCCUGCUGCAGAUACAUCUGAACACAAGCAGUUCACUCCACUUCACUGUCUCUCGCACUCCAUUUAAUUCUGUUCUUCCCCAAAUGAGGGCAACUAUUAAAGUCUAUUCACACCAUAGUUUCAUUUUUGCUUGGUUCUCUUGACAAACCACAACUUGCCAUCCAUUUCUGAUGAAUCCAGGCACUCUGAUGUAUUGCAUGCAACAUUCUCUCCCUAAAUGUUUGAUGGUAGUCAGCAGUGGGUAGGGAUCCUAUGAGAAAAUCCAGUAUGCAGCAAAUGAUGUCCAAUCUGUUGCAGAAAUCAAAGCACAAUUUUUAUAGCUCUUUAUUGUACAGUUCUAAUUAUCAGCAGCUGUUAGGGAAAUCCAAGGGAGGAUUGAAGAGGAGAUGCAAAAGGAAUAGACAGAAAUCAACCCUGAAUAUCAUUAGCAGUGAAUACACAAACUGGUUUUUUUUCUGAUCUCCAUGACACACCUCCCAGUCCAUGGCAUUGCAGAUUCAAACCUUCUGCCACUCAUUAGUACCUUUGGGCAUGGAGUGGUAAGGCGGGUGGGGUGGGGUCUGAAGAAAGAGGGAGUUGGGGUGGGAAGGAAGGUUGAGGGCCAUACAUUCAUUACAAUUUCACAAUGUGGGGGGUGGGGUCUGAAGGAGGAAGGGGGGCGAGGUGCGAAGAAAGUUAAGGGGCCGUACAGACAUCACAAUUUCACUUCUAAAAUGAUUUUUAUAGUUUACUUCCAGAUUAUUUUGAAUAUGCGUCGUCGCACAACAGAUGGUCAGUCCACACUCUCUGUUGUAAUUACACUUGUUGGUAAAACAACGGAUUUCUUGGCAAAUUAUCUCCUGCUUUUGCCAGCACAAUACGUUGUCAUGACCUAUUUUUCGUGUACCAUGGCUUUUAUCAAUGGAAUACAGGUAAUCUUCUAUAAAUGAAAAGGCAUUUCUUAUAGAAAAACUUAAGAUAAGUGAAUUACUUUAGAAAAAAGCUAAUUAACCGAAAAAAAACAAACAAAAAGUAGGGUUGGGAAAACAAAAUCUCGAAACUUUGCGAAUACAAAGCUUAUUCAAGUACGGUUACCUUGCUGAUUUGCCAUUCUGUUUUGAGCUUUACCAUAAAGUUUCUACGCUUUUAAAACACUGUGACAUACUGGCUUGAGUGGUUGUUUUUAAUUCGUAUAAGACAACUUGAUUUUGGUAGCAUGCCACCUAAUCGUUACAACAAUCGCACUAGACACUCUUCUGUAGAGCAGCUAAAAGAAAACAACCGCAGCCUAUGUAACGUCAUUCCUUUUUUUUUUUUUUCCUUUGGAAAAAUAGGUUAUCUGGUACCCCAAGCUGCAACAGAAAACAAGUGUUGUCAUGCCCACAACAUACGGCAGGCACAGGAGUCCAGACGAGGAUGCCUUCACUGUGGAAGCGAAUGACUGCGAACAAGUUCCUCCGAUGGCUGACGAGGGAAGCUCAGUUGAUGAAGUCAACAGAGAAUCUGUAGAAGAAAUGACCUCCGUUUGCACAUUUGUUGGACCGAAUUUCGAAUUUUGUGCAAGGUUGCGCGAUAUUCCGUUCUAUCAGCGGGGUUUUAUAUUUCUUCUUAUGCUGGCUCUGGUGGUUUUCAGCGUGUGCAUUUGCGUGAACACUGAGUCUGCGCUGGGAAUUUUCGCGCCAAUUUCGGUCGCAGCUGUUCUUUUUUGUGCGUUUUUUGUAUCGAAAUUACCGCGAGGGCCGGUUGCAGUUCGCCAACUCUGUUUUGGCGUGGCUGGAUCGCUGCUCCGUUAAUAAACCCGUGCAGUACACGUGGCUGACACGUGAUGAUGAUUGAAGAACACUUUAAGUUUUUCUUUGUUUUUUUUUUCUGGAUGAUAGCGGUAUUUAAAAUUAGAAAUAAUCGACCUUAGCGCCCGGCGAGUUCUCCUUGUCCACUUUUUGUACAUUGUACGAUUUGGCGGCCAAAAAGUGUCCCCAAAAAGCGCGCGGCCAAAACGAUUAUAUUACGUAGCUGUAACGUAGAAAACUGUGAAGACACGUCGGCAACUAUAAUGGAGAGAGGAGAAAUCCAGAGGAAAAGACGAACGUAUUGCGUGGCCGGAGCGCCAAAUGAUAUUAGCUACACGAAGAAUACACAUAUACCGAGUAUUCCUGUACACUACUUUCCAAAGGAUAUAGCUGUAUGGCCAAAAUGGAUGCGUUUCGAUCGUUGUCAUCGAGGAGAUUUUACUCUUCAUUGUCAAUGCCUUAUGCUCCGUACCGGCUUCGAAGAUGGCUGUUAUGAACACAUACCACUAGUAAAAUCAGGGGAAGAUAACCAAUGAAUUCAGCUAAAACAAUAACGGUGAAGGGGCCUGUUCCCACACUGAACAUUUGUUAAAUGAUAAAAUUACAAUUAUAGUUAAUCUACAAUAUCAUAAGGGUUUCCUGUAUUGGUGUCGGAAAGAAAAGGAAUGGAAAUAUUAUAUUAUUUUAAGUCAUUUAAUGUAAGUUAUAAAAAGGGCAGGUUGACUACUUCGUAUUCCUUCUUGGUGGUCUUAUCUUAAAGGUUGAGUUUGAUCAAGUUCUUCUUGUGAGUUUGGCCUCGUUCUCCUAGUGAGUUUAAUCACGUUUUCUUCGUUGUGAUCGUGAGGUUGACAUGGAACUAGUGAUAAGCCAUGUUCUUAAAUAAGUUAAUUUGUUAGUCCAGGAAGAGUAAAUCUCCCUGGUAAUAGGUCGCGUUCGACACCUUCGUGUUCCCAGAGGUAAUUUAAGGGUAAACAGGUGAUACCCCUCAUGUUUCGCAACCAAAAGUAAUUUGGGGGCGGUGCUUGUGAGCGCCUUUCUUCUUUAACUCUUGUGACCAAGAUGUUGUUAUGUAACAAUCUUUAAAGGUGAUUUUCUCUUAAGAUGCACUUUCAGGUAUAAAUAAUACUCUGAACCAAGGUUAUUUGUAAUUUUUAUAUUAUCGAUCUCGUUUCUGUUCUGGCCGAUCUCAACCGUAAAGAUAUGAAAAUUAAGGUAGAAAUUGAUUUUGUAACUGCGUAAACAACCCUAAGGUGCAUACUCAGUAUGUGGGAACUACAAUACGUAGUCAAGCGUGAUUCGCUAGUUGAGAUGGUACGAUGACGACACAAGAAGAUUGACGGCUUAGAAAUGUCAUCUGCAGUGUCACCUUUAUAAGCGGAGAUUCUAGUUUUCCCUGAUAUAUUGGAGUUAGUCACCGUUGUAACAACUUGAGAAGAAAAGAGAAUAAAGAAGAAUCGACCAAACCAACAACGAGUUUUGGAGAAUUUACUGCUAACAA